Jatropha curcas is the source of this 1006-nucleotide messenger RNA. Its product is annotated as small ribosomal subunit protein eS1. Gene Ontology annotation, biological process: translation. Gene Ontology annotation, molecular function: structural constituent of ribosome. NCBI's taxonomy places the organism in Eukaryota, Viridiplantae, Streptophyta, Magnoliopsida, Malpighiales, Euphorbiaceae. The record is from RefSeq and is a predicted model, not a curated record. Gene Ontology annotation, cellular component: ribosome.
CUGCCCUUAGCUUCUCCACACCAUUAACAAUGGCCGUCGGGAAGAACAAGAGGAUUUCGAAGGGAAAGAAAGGUGGCAAGAAGAAGGCUGCGGAUCCAUUUGCAAAGAAGGAUUGGUAUGAUAUUAAAGCUCCUUCUGCUUUCUCUGUUAAGAAUGUGGGCAAGACUCUUGUUAGCCGAACUCAGGGUACCAAGAUUGCUUCGGAAGGACUCAAACAUCGUGUUUUUGACAUCUCACUGGCUGAUCUUCAAGGCGAUGAGGAUUAUGCUUUUAGAAAGAUCCGGUUGAGAGCCGAGGAUGUUCAAGGGAGGAAUGUUUUGACAAAUUUUUGGGGAAUGGAUUUUACAACAGACAAGUUAAGGUCUUUGGUGAGGAAAUGGCAAACUUUGAUCGAAGCUCAUGUGGAUGUGAAGACAACUGACAACUACACUUUGAGGAUGUUCUGCAUUGGGUUUACCAAGAGAAGACCAAACCAAAUUAAGAGGACUUGUUAUGCCCAAUCCAGCCAGAUUAGACAGAUACGCCGAAAGAUGAGGGAGAUCAUGACAGCCCAAGCAACAUCUUGUGAUCUCAAGGAGUUGGUACGCAAGUUCAUUCCUGAGAUAAUUGGCAAAGAGAUUGAAAAGGCAACUUCAAGCAUCUACCCUUUACAAAAUGUCUAUGUUCGGAAAGUCAAGAUUUUGAAAGCUCCAAAAUUUGAUCUUGGAAAGCUUAUGGAGGUACAUGGAGAUUAUUCAGAAGAUGUUGGUACGAAAUUGGAGCGGCCUGCUGAUGAAACAAUGGCCGAGGCUCCUGCUGAAGCUGCUGCAUCAACUUGAAAUGAUUUUUGUUUUUGCAAUUUAUUUACUGUUUAGGUCUUUUUUUUUUAAAAAAAAAAAAAGGAAAAAUUAAGCUGCAGUCAAAAAUUGCAGUACGUUUUUGAAUUAUAAUUGAGAUUGACAGUUCUGUUGAGUUCCUCUUUUUGGCAUUUUUAUUCAAAUAGUCAAUUUACUUCGUCGCCAGAAAA